Molecule: messenger RNA, 4758 nt
Organism: Siniperca chuatsi (mandarin fish)
Lineage: Eukaryota; Metazoa; Chordata; Actinopteri; Centrarchiformes; Sinipercidae
Gene: prnpb
Product: prion protein b
Exons: 3
Coding region: 440-1900 (486 amino acids)
Biological process (GO): protein homooligomerization
Cellular component (GO): membrane
Source: RefSeq, a predicted model, not a curated record
AUUACUGUAAUUCAAGCCAAAAGGCAGCGUUAUUUUAAAAACAACAACAGUCUUGAUAACCACCCCCAGUCACUUCAGAGGAGUUUACUACAUACUUCACUACCACGCCAUUUCUGCUUGCCAUGUGUAACACGUGAAGCCCUGAGGGGAUUUUGUUCCACAGAGCUGGCUAUUUUUUACUUCAUAUCUUCAAGCUAAUCAAUUAGGACUGCACAUUACUAGAAACAUAUGGAAAACACCGUGUACGUAUCAUCCAACUCAACAGUUUUUCUACCACUAUUCCCGACAUCGGUCCUUGCUGUGCAUCCAAACGAGCGCCCACCCACCAGACGAAACCACCCUGAUCCAGAGCCCAUAACGGAGCUGAGAGAGGUAAGAGAGACAACAACGCAUUAUUACCAUCGAAGCACACAGAUACACCAUCAAUUCACGGGCCAUCAUGGGGAGGUUGUGUGAGAUGGCUCUUGUGUCCCUUCUUAUUGUGUUUCUCCUGAACACUGACUUGACAUGGGCUAAAAGAGGUAGCAGCAGCAGCAGCAGCAGCAGCAGCAAGAAAACCUCAUCUUCCAGCAACAAGGGUGGGACAUCAAAACCAUCCAGUCCCAAUCGAAAAACCAAUCCAUAUCCUUCUGGUGGAAGUUACCCUCAUCCAGGAACAGGCAACACCAAUCCAGGAGGAAAUCCAAGACAAAACCCAGCAAGUUAUCCAGGAGCCGGUAGUAACCCCAACCAGUAUCCUGGUAGAGUCAAUCCUGGAGGUAAUCCAAACCAGAACCCUGCAGGUGGCUAUCCAGCAGCAGGUGGCUACCCAGCUGGAGGAGGUUAUCCUAACCAGAACCCUGCAGGUGGCUACCCAGCUGGAGGAGGUUAUCCUAACCAAAACCCAGGGAGAGGGAAUUAUCCAAAUCAAUAUCCACCUGCUGGAGGCUACCCAGCAGCAGGUGGCUACCCAGCUGGAGGAGGUUAUCCUAACCAAAACCCAGGGAGAGGGAAUUAUCCAAAUCAAUAUCCACCUGCUGGAGGCUACCCAGCAGCAGGUGGCUACCCAGCUGGAGGAGGUUAUCCUAACCAAAGGUCCCCUUACCAGUACCCAGCAGCAGGUGGCUACCCAGCAGCAGGUGGCUACCCAGUCAGAGGGGGAAAUACAGGACAGGGUUGGGGUCAGCCUGGUGCAAAUCCAGGGGGUUACCCUGGUGGAGGGAUGGGUGGUUACCCCAACUGGAACCCAAAUAAUAAGAUCCUCAGUCCCCGCUAUGGUGGAGGAGGCUAUGGAUAUGGUGGUCAUGGGAUGGGAGGUUCUCCUUUCUCUCGUUCUGUGCAGGGUAUGGGAUACCAGCCCAAGUCUACAGGUUUUGCCAAAAAAGCCAUGAUGGCAGCAGGCGUUGGUGCUUUGGCUGGAAUGGCCGUUGGAUAUGGACUAGGGCGCUUCCCUCGACCACAUUUCAAUUUCCGCAACCCUGAAGAAGAGCACUACUACAACAACUACAUGUACCGUCGUUAUGGCUCUCAGUCCACAGAUGAAAAAGACUUUGGCCGUGAUUAUGUCUACAACCUUCCUCCACGGGCAGAGUCUUAUGAGAAAUUCAUGGGUCGCUGUAUGAAUAGGACUGACCUUAAAGAUCAGGGCAGCAGCUCUUCCACUCCUCAAAGUCUGGGUGGAGGUGAUGAGGAGGAUGAUGACACCGUCAGCAUUGAGGAGAUCGGAUACCCAGCCCUAAUUGUGCAAUUGAAGGCCCGGCGUUGUGUUGAGCAGUACAUGGUCUACUCUGAGCGCUUCCUGCAGAAACGAAAAGCCGAGCAACAACUCCAGCCUAGUCGCAGCAGCCCUCUUAGCUUCGGAGUGAUUCAGCUUUUCACCUCCCUCUUCAUGCUUCUGUCCAGCAUGCUCCUUCUCCAGUGAGAACAAUUAGUCUUCCUUUCACCAUACCCCAAAUGGAUUUCUACUUCCAUUAUAUCUGCACGUCCACAUACUUCUAAUGUAUAUUAUCUCCAUAUCAUCAGCCAUAGCUGUAUACUUAAUGGGUCAUAUUUAGUCAAUCAUGUAUUAUUGCAGGAGAAAACUAGCAAAAGGUAACAAAAUGGUGAUGUGUGUAUAGUAACUGAAGGAGUAGAUUUAAAGAGGGUGCAGUCAGUUUAAGAUUUUACAGUUUUGUGUUGCACAAGCAGCACUAUUUUUUUUCUGUUAAUUGUUUCAAGAAUUUAUUUAGCACCUCUGCUAUUUUGCACUUUUUUACUCCACCGAACUGAAUACAUAGAAAAGAGAUUCAGGUUACUUUAGUUCAGUUUUUGCGACAAUGUGUUACGACAAUUAGAUCUGCUACUGUGUAAAAUAGGAAUGUGACGAUAAGAGUUUUAUAUAUGUACAAAAACAUCCAAUUAACAUCAUUGCAUUCAUCCAUUCAUCUGUACUGGACAAUUCAGAGUGGACAGAGGGAUUUUUCAAUUGGUGAAAUAUGCUUAAUCAGAAGGAAAUUUUAUUUUCAUCAAAUAUAGAAAAGUGUUUACGCUUGGGUUCCACUAUUAAAUUUGGACACGUGUAAACAUAAGAAUACAGAGUUGAGCCAUAUUAGGUUGGAGACCAAUCAUCAAGGUGUUUCAGCAUUUAAAGAAAUGUAACUUUGACCCAUUUAAAAAGAUGGCUUUCAAAGCAGAUUUUCAGAUUGUCAGUGCAACAUGCAGGUCUAGUGAUAACUUCCAAAUAAUGUAGUUUGACAAUGGAAACAAAAAGCAGUAAAGGAACUAUAUUUUCAUUUUUGGAUGAGUUAUCACUGAGAAAGGAGAAAUAAAUGCCUUCAGUCCACAAUGUGGUUUGCCAGCGGUUUGCUCAACUUGAUAUAUGGAUCUGUGAUAAUGUGAGGAGCCGUCCGUUGGGCGUGAUCAGGUUUAAUGUUUGAUUCUGCGUUGUUGUGUAAUGGCCAAGACGAGGCCAUUUAAUGGUCGCAAGAUAAGUGUGCACGAGCAUUUUGGUACAAACACCCUAAUGGUGUUUACGUAUUGCAAGAUGAUAAUACCGUGAAGUAUUUCCUGUAAACUAUUAUUAAGUCAGACUUCUCUCAUGACCUCAAAAUUGGCGAAUUGGUGAAUCAGUUCAAACCAAAUGAUGGAGGCCAUUUCCGUGUGAACAGAUGGUUUAAUAUCCCACAAUGAACGGUUAAACACUUGUAUGACAAAAUAAGACUGAAGGUGUCCUCAAAGUAAAGAAUAGCCCUACUCCUUCUCAGGUACAUGAUACUCACACAUUGUUUGUUUGUUGUUCAGCUGCCUGUAAAAUCCUGGAUUGCAUGUAAUAGCUUUGACAGUAAGGUGGCAUCAGUGAACAAAUGGCAUCAUUUGUGGUGUAGUGGUGUUGCUACCUUGCCUGCAGCUGUUGAGGACAAUAAUUGCAUUUGUUGACGAUUGCGCCUGAUGCUUUUAACUUGUGCAGUGCUAGCUUGGUGAAAGCUGGGAUUUGAUUUGAACAAUUCAAGACUUUAAUCCUAAAUUCUCGCAUCCCAGCACUUACUCUGCUUUAUUUCUGUACCUUAACCUUACUCAUCACACACAGUCUCCUUAUGUCACAUCUGUCGUCAGUCAGAGAAGAUUAACACUGCAACUGGAAGCACUGGCACUGGCUUAAAAUUGCCUGGAAACAGUGGAAGUUACAAAGGGCUUUGCUUCACUGUCACAUGAAUACUACUGUGGCGGCCAGGAGAUUUGUUCCCAUACCUUUUGCCAACCUUGGAUUCAUGUUUCCAGGCAUGCUCUUAAGUUUCCAUACUUCCCAGGCUUGACCCGAUCAGAACAUCUCUGCAUCUUCCUCUCACCACCUGAAUCUUCCUGUAGCACAGUGAAAUAGUCAUAGGUCAGUUGUUUGCGGGUCUGUAAAUACCUCUGCUUGCUUUUCCUGAACUCAAGCCUCUCCUGGCUGUCAUGGUGCGCGCAAAAACUUUGUUCUCCUUUUCCUUUAAAGUCAGUUUAAUGGACUUUCAACUCUCAAUGGGUUUGUGCUGUUGUGUAUAGUGACAUUUGUCAGUACACUAUUUCUUUGUGUUUGUGAUUCUUUUACUAUUUUAGCUUGUUUUCUUUUAUCGGACUGUUUUAAUUAUUUCUUUCUGGGUUUUGUAAUGCACUUUGUUACUGUGUUUUGAAAAAUGCUACAUAAAUUAAGUUUGCAGGCUCUCAAUGAUGCCAUUUUCAAGAUAUUUUCACCCAAGUAAAGUCACUGCUCAUUUCAGUCUGCUAUUUUGAGUCUGACUACAGGUGCAUUCAGUAAAGUCUGUUGUUGGUAAGUUCACACACAUUAUUUAGUGUGUAAGAACUUAUGUGUAAAGUGUGCUUCUGUCCAAAUACUUGCAAAGCAUACUGUACAGUAUAUCUGGAAGUGAUUUUAUAGCGGUGGUCCUUUACUUUGUUCUUUCCAGCCAGUCUUACUUCAUAUUUCUUUUUUAUUCUUUUAAUCUCCCAGUUAAUUCGUUUUCAUACUCCUCCCAGGGUUUUUACUGUUCAUUUUUGAUUCUGUCAAAAUGUUUUCUAUCGAUCAACAGUUUCACAUUUUCAUACCAUCUAGGCUGUAGAAUAUCUUUAAAGUGCACUUAUGUCCCUUUAGGAUUAGAUAUUCUGUAACCAUGUCAUUGAACUUGUACUGGGAGUACGGACAUCUGUGUGAAUCUUCUGGUUUUGACUUGCAAUUGUAAACACGUUGGGUUUCUCAUCAAACAAUAUGACUAAUAUGGUUUGUCAUGGAUGUUUAUGUGUUAAAUAAAAUAAGUAACAAAAUAA